Messenger RNA from Jaculus jaculus (lesser Egyptian jerboa), 637 nucleotides. RefSeq names its product CMRF35-like molecule 2. Bases 71 to 637 code for a protein of 188 amino acids. Gene Ontology annotation, molecular function: transmembrane signaling receptor activity. The transcript is spliced from 4 exons. NCBI's taxonomy places the organism in Eukaryota, Metazoa, Chordata, Mammalia, Rodentia, Dipodidae. The record is from RefSeq and is a predicted model, not a curated record. Gene Ontology annotation, cellular component: plasma membrane.
UCUGUUAUACACGUUUGGAUUCCAGCUGGGGCCUGUGCUAUCUGGGGGCCACAUCCAGGGAAGAGGGACCAUGUGGCUGUCCUCAGCUCUGCUCCUUCUCUGCCUUGAAGGCUGCUUGUCUCUAAUGGGCCCAGGCUAUGUGACCGGCACCGUGGGGGGCUCUCUGUGUGUGCAAUGUCAGUAUGAACAAUCGUACAAGAACAGUAAGAAAUACUGGUGCCGAGGACAGUUUGACACACAAUGUGACAUUAUUGUGGAGGCCUUAGGAGGAAAGAAAGGGAGGAGUGACCGUGUGUCCAUCACGGACCAUACUGAUGACCUGACUAUGACGGUGACCAUGGAGGACCUUAGCGAAGACGAUGCUGGAUCUUACUGGUGCAAAAUUCAGACCUUCUGGAUCCUAGAUGCAUGGUCACGUGACCCCUCUGUGAAGGUUCAGGUGUACGUUUACCCAGCAACGACUCCCAUGGUGACCACCCUUCCAGCCAUGACCCUCCCACCAGUGACUUCUGGACAGAACUCCAGCAUCAGCACCAACUCCCUGCUCUCCAGCUUCCACUUCCAGGUCCUGGUCUUCCUGAAGCUGCCUCUGUUUCUGAGCAUGCUCUGUGCUGUCUUCUGGGUCAACACUCUUUGA